AGCUAUGAUUUGAGUAAAUUUGCCGAAUAAUGGCUCUCGAGAUAAAUUUGUCACGUUUGAAAUAUUAAUUACUUAGCAGUGACAAAAGUGGGCUAAGUGGAGAUUCUAAUCACACUGCGUGGGUAUAUACUUCCACAGCUCACAGUCUUCAAAAAUGAUGAAAUCAGCAUAUCUUCUCACUUUUAUGUCGCUCUUUCUAUUUGGACACGGGUUGGAGGAUGCAAACUCCAGCUUGGAUAAGAAGCUAUGUGAAUGCAAAAUAGAAUGUCCGUUACAAAAAUGCCUGGAUGGAGCUGUUGAAUACAAGGAGCCCGCCCCACCCUGUUCGUGUUCUCUGGAUAACUGCCCGUUCUGCGCUUUCAUGAUAAAAACAUAUGGUUGUUGCAACUAUAUCCCAGGAUCGCAUGUCAAAACAAACGGAAUCAGACGCAUAUGUGAGUCGAAGAACGACGUCUGUUGGGAAGGUAGAUGCAUGCCCAAAUAUAUGGUACCGUGUCCAGCAUAAUAAUUCUCAAGUGAUCGAGAAGGAGAUCUCAACUCUUGUUUUAUAGAUUUUUUGUUGCUUGGUUACACUAUUUAUUAUGGUUGUCAAUAAAAGAAGUUUCCUUUUGAA
Molecule: messenger RNA, 613 nt
Organism: Nilaparvata lugens (brown planthopper)
Lineage: Eukaryota; Metazoa; Arthropoda; Insecta; Hemiptera; Delphacidae
Exons: 3
Coding region: 155-505 (116 amino acids)
Source: RefSeq, a predicted model, not a curated record